AUUUUUGGGCUUUAAUUUAGUUUGAGCGGACACUUCGAGCGAAUCGAGACACGUUAAAUAGUUUUGUUUUUUGUAUUUUGGAAGUGACUUUCUGCCUUCCUAAAGCGGGCAAUCACAAAAAGAAUGGCACCCACUGUAGCAUCUGUAAAUGUGACAACUAGCACCGUGGCCAGCAUUCAGCUGAGCUCCGUUUAUAUAAAUAGUACCACUAGCACCACUCUUGCCUAUAAUGAUUACGGUGGUUCAAACAAUGCAACCAUUUACUGGCCAGAUCCAGAACCGGACUAUGUAUAUUUCUAUUCGGGCUACGCUUUCUACAUUGUGAUCUUUGUUUGUUUCGUCGUCAUUUUGCCAUGUGCUGUGAUAAUGAACGCAAUGCAGCGCAAGCGUCAGGAGAAUGCACGACGUCUAGUCGAGCAGAGGCAACGAGCUCGCCGUGAAAUGGAAAUUAGCAUUGCCAACAACAAUCCAAAUAUAGGCAACUCAGGCGGCGGCAAUGGCAGCGUUUCUAUACAGACUGAAAACGACAUGACCAUAUUGCCCAAGGGCAUGGAUUUACCGCCCAGCUAUGAUGAGCUCAACUACACCAACAAUGUAAAGCCACCGGGCAGCCUUGGAGCCUCCAUGCUAACCAUAACCACCGAUUUGGAUUGCAGCAACACGAAUCUGGCAGCAGCUUUAAACGAGCCGCCACCAGACUAUAUUGAACCCACAGCAAGUGCCACCACCACCACAACAACAACCACUACGGUUGUGGUUAGUGGCCCCUUGCCCCGAAUCUAAUUGAAUUAAUUGUAUUAAAUUUUUCCUUAAAUCUAUUAUCUUCACUUUUAAACACAAUAAACUACACUUUAUACAAGAAAA
This is a messenger RNA of Drosophila innubila, 864 nucleotides long. RefSeq lists its product as uncharacterized. The record is from RefSeq and is a predicted model, not a curated record. Bases 124 to 783 code for a protein of 219 amino acids. Lineage: Eukaryota; Metazoa; Arthropoda; Insecta; Diptera; Drosophilidae. The transcript has 3 exons.